GCUGAGUUGCCCUUCGACAAGCAAAGAGCGGUUGAGUGAUUCCAUUGCCAACACUGGCACCUCGCGGUGGACAGCGGGCGCAGGUCCAAGAUGACUCAGCCUUUGUUACUCCCUCUUCGGGGUCCUCCCAGACAGUUCCUGCAGUCCGCCCCGCAGUGCAUUGCGGCCCCUGCUGACCCAUCCCCGUCCGGUUUUGCCGGGCGCGAACCUCGCUUCUCAGGCACUCGCCGCACUCGGAGCCGGGAUCCACUAGGGCGCAGCGCUGGGAGGGGGCGGCCCCGGGAGCCGGGGCGUUACGAAAGCUUAGGGAGCGGACAGCCCCUCCUCGGAGGGGAGGGACCCAGGCCAGGGGCCUUGCUCUCCAGAAGUUGCCCGGCUGGAUCCCAGAACUGAGUUCCGCGCGGCUCUCCGCGCAGUACGCGCCUUCGGGGAUCGGCGGCCGGGUCCGCUCUUUUGCACAGGUGUCCCGAGCGCCCAGCCAUGUCGUCCUGCAGCCGCGUGGCGCUGGUGACCGGCGCCAACAAGGGCGUCGGCUUCGCCAUCACGCGCGACCUGUGCCGGCUCUUCUCCGGGGACGUGGUGCUCACAGCGCGGGACGAGGCGCGGGGCCGGGCCGCCGUGCAGCAGCUGCAGGCCGAGGGCCUGAGCCCGCGCUUCCACCAGCUGGACAUCACGGACCUGCAGAGCAUCCGCGCCCUGCGCGACUUCCUGCGCCGGGAGUACGGGGGCCUCAACGUGCUGGUCAACAACGCGGCCAUCGCCUUCCAGACUGAUGAUCCGACACCUUUCGAUAUCCAAGCGGAGCUGACAGUGAAGACAAACUUCUUUGCCACGAGAAACGUCUGCACCGAGUUGCUGCCGAUCAUGAAACCUCAUGGGCGAGUGGUGAAUAUCAGUAGUUUGCAGGGUUUACAGGCUCUUGAAAACUGCAGCGAAGACCUGCAGGAGAAGUUCCGAUGCGAGACGCUCACGGAGGGGGACCUGGUGGACCUCAUGAACAAGUUCGUGGAAGACACAAAAAACGAGGUGCAUGAGAAGGAAGGCUGGCCCCACUCAGCUUAUGGGGUGUCCAAGCUGGGGGUCACGGUCUUGUCGAGAAUCCUGGCCCGGCGCCUGGAGGAGAAGAGAAAAGCCGACAGGAUUCUGCUGAACGCGUGCUGCCUUGGGUGGGUGGAGGCAGACAUGGCUGGGGACCACAGCUCCAGGACUGUGGAGGAAGGGGCUGAGACCCCCGUCUACCUGGCCCUCCUGCCUCCAGAUGCCACUGAGCCUCAAGGCCAGCUAGUCUGUGACAAAAUUGUGCAGAGCUGGUGAGUGUCCGCUUUGCAGCUUGAUGCUAAAUAAAUGUUGGUGGGAUGACCUAGUGAA
This is a messenger RNA of Oryctolagus cuniculus (rabbit), 1368 nucleotides long. Its product is annotated as carbonyl reductase [NADPH] 3. Lineage: Eukaryota; Metazoa; Chordata; Mammalia; Lagomorpha; Leporidae. Gene Ontology annotation, molecular function: carbonyl reductase (NADPH) activity. The record is from RefSeq and is a predicted model, not a curated record.